This is a messenger RNA of Brassica napus (rape), 3551 nucleotides long. Its product is annotated as AP-4 complex subunit epsilon. Gene Ontology annotation, cellular component: membrane coat; AP-4 adaptor complex. Bases 240 to 3152 code for a protein of 970 amino acids. The record is from RefSeq and is a predicted model, not a curated record. The transcript is spliced from 9 exons. Lineage: Eukaryota; Viridiplantae; Streptophyta; Magnoliopsida; Brassicales; Brassicaceae. Gene Ontology annotation, biological process: intracellular protein transport; receptor-mediated endocytosis. Gene Ontology annotation, molecular function: cargo adaptor activity.
CCACCUGGUUUAGGCUAUAGUCAGUCUAUAGAGCUAAAGGCGACAAGACUCUCUCUCUCUCUCUCUCUUUUAGUUACUAAAAAACUCUUUCACGUUUUCCACCUUCCAGAUCUGAUUUUAUCGCCGAACGCUCACGGGAACAAACACGCAUAAAGGAGGAGGAGGAGGAUACUUGGCAUGGUCUCUGAUCGGAACAACCCUAAUCCUAAUCCAACCUCCGCUCGUCGUUAAUCGAUCGGAUGGAGCAGCUGAAGACAAUUGGGAGAGAGCUAGCGAUGGGAUCGCAAGGAGGGUUUGGUCAGUCGAAGGAGUUUCUCGAUCUGGUCAAAUCAAUCGGCGAGGCGCGAUCGAAAGCCGAGGAAGAUCGAAUCGUGCUCAGCGAGAUCGACAUACUCAAACGGAAGCUCCUAGAGCCGGACAUCCCCAAGAGGAAGAUGAAAGAGUACAUCAUACGCCUCGUGUACAUCGAGAUGCUAGGCCACGACGCUUCUUUCGGUUACAUUCACGCCGUUAAGAUGACGCACGACGACAAUCUCCUCCUCAAGCGCACCGGUUACUUAGCAGUCACGCUCUUUCUGAACGAGGAUCACGAUCUUAUCAUCCUCAUCGUCAACACGAUUCAGAAAGAUCUCAGGUCCGAUAACUAUCUUGUUGUAUGCGCGGCCCUUAAUGCGAUCUGUAGGCUGAUCAAUGAGGAGACCAUACCGGCGGUUUUGCCUCAGGUGGUUGACUUGCUUAAUCACCAGAAGGAAGCUGUGAGGAAGAAAGCCAUCAUGGCUCUGCACAGGUUUCAUCGCAAGUCUCCUUCUUCGGUUUCGCAUUUGAUCUCCAAUUUCAGAAAGAGGCUGUGUGAUAAUGAUCCGGGAGUGAUGGGUGCGACGCUUUGUCCUCUCUUUGAUCUCAUUACCGAAGAUGUUUCUUCCUACAAGGAUUUAGUCAGUAGUUUCGUCAGCAUUCUCAAACAGGUCACUGAGAGACGGUUGCCAAAGAGCUACGACUACCAUCAAAUGCCUGCACCCUUCAUCCAGAUCAAGUUGCUGAAGAUAUUGGCUCUGCUGGGUUGUGGUGAUAAGAGUGCGAGUGAAAUUAUGUCUAUGGUGCUUGGGGAUUUGUUCAGAAAGUGUGAUUCUUCUACCAAUAUAGGGAAUGCCAUCCUUUAUGAGUGUAUUCGCUGCAUCUCUUGUAUAAUUCCAAGCCCCAAACUGUUAGAAGCUGCUGCUGAUGCUAUCUCCAAGUUUUUGAAGAGUGAUAGUCACAAUCUGAAAUACAUGGGGAUUGAUGGUCUUGGUCGAUUGAUAAAAAUAAGCCCUGACAUUGCUGAGCAGCACCAACUUGCUGUGAUAGAUUGUUUGGAGGUGAGCAACUAUAAAGGAAAUUUCGUUAAUGUUUUUUUUCAUUUCAGCAGUCGUUUUUUUUGGUUGCCUGAUGUUUUCGUUGGUUACUUUCGACAGGAUCCAGAUGAUACACUAAAGAGGAAAACUUUUGAAUUGUUGUACAAAAUGACCAAGUCCUCUAAUGUUGAAGUGAUUGUAGACCGAAUGACUGAUUACAUGAUUAGUAUCAAUGACAAUCAUUACAAAACUGAGAUAGCAUCUCGUUGUGUUGAGUUGGCCGAACAAUUCGCUCCAAGCAAUCAAUGGUUCAUCCAGAUCAUGAACAAAGUCUUCGAGCAUGCAGGAGAUCUGGUAAAUAUUAAGGUGGCACAUAAUCUGAUGCGUUUGAUUGCUGAAGGAUUCGGAGAAGACGAUGACGAUGCAGACAGCAAGCUUAGAUUAUCAGCUGUAGAAUCGCACUUGCAGAUUAUGAGCGAGCCAAAGCUCCCAUCCCUGUUUCUUCAGGUCAUUUCUUGGGUGUUGGGAGAAUAUGGCACAGCUGACGGGAAGUAUUCUGCCUCCUAUAUUAGUGGAAAGCUGUGCGAUGUGGCUGAUGCAUACUCAAGUGAUGAAACUGUCAAGGGAUAUGCUGUUUCUGCACUGAUGAAGAUUUAUGCAUUUGAAAUUGCAUCUGGGAGAAAGGUGGAUGUUUUGCCAGAGUGCCAAUCUUUGAUCGAGGAGCUACUUGCUUCACAUUCAACAGAUCUGCAGCAACGUGCAUAUGAACUUCAGGCUCUCCUUGCUCUAGAUGCCCGUGCUGUGGAGAGUAUACUACCUUUAGAUGCUAGUUGCGAAGACAUCGAGGUUGAUAAAGAUCUUUCAUUUCUCAAUGGCUACAUCCAACAAGCUAUUGAGAGUGGAGCGCAACCUUAUAUAUCUGAGAGAGAGCGCUCUUGUAUGCUGGAAACAACUGAUUACCAUUCCCAAGAUCAUCAUGAGGUUCCAUCUCAUGCUCUUAGAUUUGAAGCCUAUGAACGUCCAAAGCCAUCAUCAUUGCCAACACAAGCUUCGACCGAGCUUGUUCCAGUACCCGAGCCUUCUUAUUACAGCGAGGCACACCAGCCAAUUUCAACUUCUUCCGUGUCUGAACGAGAGUCAUCAGAAAUCAAGCUGCGACUCGAUGGAGUUAAACAAAAAUGGGGUAGACCCAGCUAUCAGUCGUCCACAUCCGCUUCUUCUACUCCUCCGCAAGCAGCAAAUGGUACCAGUAGUCACCCGGAUGUUGGAGUUGGCUCAUCUAGCUUAAAACCUCGAAGCAGUUAUGAAUCGAAGAAACCCGAAAUUGAUCCUGAGAAACAGAGACUCGCUGCAUCCUUGUUUGGUGGAUCAUCAACGUCAAGAUCUGAUAGAAAGUCAUCUUCUGGUGGACACAAGCCGGCAAAAGGAACAGCUAGCAAACCCCCCAAGGAAAAUCCAAUCCCUGUUCAGCCGCCACCAGACUUGCUCGACUUUGGCGAGCCAACUGCUACAAGUGUAACAGCAACAGAUCCUUUUAAAGAGUUGGAAGGGCUUAUGGAUUCUUCGAGCCAAGAUGGUGGUUCAACCGAUGUGAUGGGAGUACUAUACUCAGAUGCAGCGCCUGUGACCACAACCACAAGUGUUGACUCUCUCUUAUCAGAACUGUCUGAUAGCUCCAAAGGGAACCCAGGCACAUAUCAAUCCCAAACCUCAAAAGGACCAAACUCAAAGGAAGCUCUCGAGAAAGAUGCUCUUGUUAGACAAAUGGGUGUGAACCCAACAAGUCAGAACCCUACACUGUUCAAAGAUCUCCUCGGCUAGCAGAACCAUUCUCCGACCAAACCAUCCAUUGACUCACAUCAUCAUCAACAACAUGGCCACCUUCUCAUAUUUGGUAAUGCGCUGUGGAGUUUGGGGAUUAGUAAUGUUUCUGAUUCAAGAACAGCUUUUUGUUGUACCUAUGUUUCUUCUCAAUAGAAACUUUCAGUUUACAAACACAGAGAGAGAGAGUUAAGUCACGUUUCGAGGUUUUUUUUUUGUUUUCAAUGGUUUCUCUUUUUAUUUUGGUGUCAGUGAAUGGUUACCGUACGGCCGUUGAGUUUGAGCUUCUCUUGUUGUGUCAAUAGAACAUUUGUAUUGUCUUUUUAUUUCUUAGAGGCGUUUUAUUUUUCUUAUAAAAUAUAUACUUCGUUUCACAAUAAAGAUUUUAGUGUAGCAAUA